Coniophora puteana RWD-64-598 SS2 is the source of this 1785-nucleotide messenger RNA. RefSeq names its product CBF-domain-containing protein. Lineage: Eukaryota; Fungi; Basidiomycota; Agaricomycetes; Boletales; Coniophoraceae. The transcript is spliced from 8 exons. Bases 1 to 1785 code for a protein of 594 amino acids. The record is from RefSeq and is a predicted model, not a curated record. Gene Ontology annotation, biological process: ribosome biogenesis. Gene Ontology annotation, cellular component: nucleolus; Noc4p-Nop14p complex; small-subunit processome.
AUGCCUAACAGAUCUCUACCACCGCCCGCAAAGAAACGAAAACCAAACGAUGACGUACAAGACGAGCUAAAACUUCUCGAGACUCAGAUAUGCUCUGCAGUGAAAACGCACUCAUCCCUCAAUCAGUUGGCGGACCUUCUAGAGCUCGCAGAAUCGUCAUCCGAGGUGCACAACAUGUCUCGUGCAAUUUACAGUCUCUACCGUGUCUUUGUUGUCAUCGUAACUAGCGGAAUGCUGGGUCAUGGUGGAGACGAUACUGCAAAAGCUGUCCGACGAUGGAUAUGGGACAAACUGGAAGCCUAUGUCAACAUUUUGUCAGGACUUUUGCAAGACGAAGAAUCAGGCUUGCGAAUUUCAGCCCUCGAAAUUUUGUUUUCGCUGCAGAAGCACUUGUCCACGUCCUUAACGAACUCAACAUCCUCUGAUGCAUCAUCGUCGAAAGUUCAGCCGCAGUUUCAUUCCUCGCAUUUUCAGUCCGUUGUCUCCGCCAUCCUCAUGUGCCCGCCUUCAUCUCGGCCUGGUGCAUCCUCAAUUAGUCCGGGAAAGCUAGCAGAGAACGUCAGAGAACUCUUUGUUGAAAAAUGGCUUUCCGUGUAUGACGAUGUGCGGUGGUGGUUCCUUCGAUUGUCAACCACAGUGCUCACUCGUGCCUCACCUAAGGAUUGUCUUCAUAUCCUCGAUAAUAUGCUCUCCAUUAUGGAGAAACUCGUGACCUUCCCAACCGAGCCAUCCGAACUCAACUCGUGGUGGGUUGACGAACUCGGUCAAAGGCCGCCAGCCCCCAAAAGCUCCAGGUCCGAUGCAGAUACAGAGGAGGAACACGACCUUGCCGACAACGAAGAGGAUAUAGAUGACUGGAGAAAGUACUUCGACGAGGAUGACGAUGCAAAACCGACCAAGAGUAAAGCCAUCAAAGGCCGGGUACAUGAACUUAAUCUCCAUCAAGCCCUUCAUUCUCUACAAGCACAUCGUGCAGUCUUCACUCGCGCAUGGCUCUCGUUCCUUUCACGCUUUUCUCUUGCCAGCUCCGAGGCGAACAGAAAUUUAUCUAUCAGGGUGUUGAACAUCAUGCACCGUGGUGUUUUGCCUCACCUUACGAGACCGGUGCUAGUGAUGGAUUGGAUCAGUGCAUGUGUUGACUUCGGCGGAACGGUGGGGCUCCUCGCGUUUAACGCCCUUUUCACUUUGAUGAGAGAUUAUAACCUGGACUAUCCCUCCUUCUACACACGUCUCUACGCAUUCUUGGACCGAGAUGUACUCCACCUCAAGCACCGCGCCCGUUUCUUCCGACUCACGGAGCUGUUUCUGAGUUCGACUCAUCUACCUGCGACGUUGCUUGCCUCCUUUGUCAAGCGACUUGCACGACUUUCGUUGACUGCUCCCCCGGCUGCCAUUGUCAUGGUCAUACCAUUUACCUAUAAUGUUCUCAAGAGGCAUCCAGCCCUGAUGGUGAUGAUUCACAGGGUCAGCCUGGAUGAUGAUCAAGACAGUGAUCAUUUUCUUCCUGAGGAAAUAAACCCGAAUAACACGAAUGCCCUAGACUCCUCGUUAUGGGAGCUAUAUAGCCAGAGGCAGCACUAUGAUCCUGCAGUGUCUGGUCUGGCUCGAAUAUUCGAGGAGGCCUUUACAAAGCCCGGCUACAAUAUAGAGGAUUUCUUGGACCAUACUUAUGGGACACUCAUUGAAACGGAAACAAAAAGGAGGAUCCGGAAAGAGCCCGCACUCGCCAUUGACCUCAAACCAAGCACUGAGGGAGACGUAAUUAGUGAACUGUGGGCAUUAUAG